Molecule: messenger RNA, 2329 nt
Organism: Agrilus planipennis (emerald ash borer)
Lineage: Eukaryota; Metazoa; Arthropoda; Insecta; Coleoptera; Buprestidae
Product: aromatic-L-amino-acid decarboxylase
Exons: 7
Coding region: 176-1639 (487 amino acids)
Biological process (GO): catecholamine metabolic process; serotonin biosynthetic process; amino acid metabolic process
Molecular function (GO): pyridoxal phosphate binding; aromatic-L-amino-acid decarboxylase activity
Source: RefSeq, a predicted model, not a curated record
UUGGCCCCACUCUUGGCAGUCGCGAAUUCGGAUUUAAGAGCCCACGAACGGCGGCCCAAGAGCUGGUUUAUCGCGCACUCGUCGACGUCGAAGUAACGGAGUAUUCGCGACUAUAAAAUCGGUCGUAUCUUUGAUAAGUGUUCGUUCACCAGGAAGUCGACUCGCAGAAGAAGAAAUGGAGGCCAGCGAGUUUAAAGAUUUCGCAAAGGCUAUGAUAGACUAUGCUGCCGAUUACUUGGAAAAUAUCCGGGACAGGCGAGUACUACCUACCGUUGAACCAGGAUAUUUACGUCCUUUAAUCCCUGAUGGUCCUCCCAGCACCCCUGAAAAAUGGCAAGAUGUACUCAAUGACGUAGAACGAGUAAUCAUGCCCGGUGUAACGCAUUGGCAUUCCCCGCGUUUUCACGCAUAUUUUCCGACUGCUAAUUCUUAUCCGGCCAUAGUGGCUGACAUUUUAAGUGGAGCUAUUGCCUGCAUCGGCUUUACUUGGAUAGCCAGUCCUGCAUGCACUGAACUUGAAGUUGUGAUGUUAGACUGGCUUGGAAAAAUGCUCGAUUUGCCGCCCGAGUUCCUGGCUUGUUCUGGAGGAAAAGGCGGCGGUGUCAUCCAGGGUACCGCUAGUGAAGCCACUUUAGUUUGUCUUCUUGGAGCUAAAGCACGUACGGUUGCCAAAAUGAAAAAAGAAAAACCGGAUAUGUCCGAGUCUGAUGUUAUUUCUAAACUAGUCGCAUAUUGUUCAGUUCAAUCUCAUUCUUCGGUAGAACGUGCUGGCCUUUUGGGAGGUGUUAAAAUGCGAUCUUUGCAAACAAACGAUAAAAACGAGGUCGAAGGCAGUACGCUGGAAGAGGCCAUCAAGAAAGACAUUGAAGCUGGCCUUAUACCCUUUUAUGUAGUAGCCACUUUGGGCACAACAUCUUCUUGCACCUUUGACCGUUUGGACGAAAUGGGACCAGUUUGCAAUAAAUACGAUAUAUGGCUUCACGUCGAUGCUGCGUAUGCCGGAUCAGCCUUCAUAUGUCCAGAAUUCCGUUAUUUAAUGAAGGGCGUUGAGAGAGCCGAAUCAUUCAAUUUCAACCCCCACAAGUGGAUGUUGGUGAACUUCGACUGCUCCGCUCUUUGGCUCAAGAACCCAAACUGGGUUGUUAACGCGUUCAAUGUCGAUCCCGUCUACCUAAAGCAUGACCAUCAAGGUGCUGCACCGGAUUACCGCCACUGGCAAAUUCCACUGGGUAGAAGAUUUCGUGCUUUGAAGAUAUGGUUCGUUCUUCGGCUUUUCGGAGUUGAAAAUCUUCAGAAGCACAUUAGGAAGCAGGUCUCCCUGGCACACCACUUUGAGUCACUCGUAAACACCGACAGUCGAUUUGAAAUCACCGAAAAAGUCGUUUUAGGAGUCGUUUGCUUUAGAUUGAAGGGUAGCAAUGAGAUUAACGAGGCCUUGUUGAAGAAGAUCAACGGAAGGGGGCUGAUACAUAUGGUACCCUCGAAAAUACGUGACGUUUACUUCUUAAGGUUCGUGAUAUGUUCGAAAUAUACCGAAGAGGAAGAUGUAAAUCUUUCAUGGAACGAAAUCAAGGCGUCUACCGAUGAAGUAUUAUCUUUGAAUGGAUCGGUUACGAAUGGCGUUAAUGGUAUCCACUAGAAUUAUAUCAUAGUCCAUUUGUUUAUUUAAAUUAAAUUAUUAUGACACGAUUUAUGAUACAUAAAGGACAAUCAGACCACAAUACGACUGUUUUGAUAAUACUUUUUUGUUUGUAUUUACCAAUGAGCAGAAACAAGACUAAUUGAAACAUCUAGACCAUUCAAUCUUUCUUUUGGUUAGGUCUCCUGACCCUUAAUCCUUUUAUAUGCAAUUAAUCCUAAUUUAAAAUUCUUUUUAAUAAUUUAGAUUUUUCUCAUUAAAAUGAGUAAAACAUAAACUAUUUCAGAUCAACGAGGUAAGUUUCAACUUUGAUAAUGUAAUUGUAGUCUUGGUCCUUUAAUUUCAACUUUACUUAUUUCUAAUUGUCAAAACAUCUAUUGUUGGUAUUGGGCUUCGUACGUUCCUGACCUCUGAAGGUCACUAUCAGUAUAAAAUAUUGUUAGGCACUUAGAAUUGUACAGAUUUUGAAUCCAUUUAAUGACCAAUGUGGGACCACGUUGUUGCUGUUGUUCGCUUCCUACGAGUCUAAUUAAUGUUGCUAAUUAUAUACGUAUGUGUGCAUAUUUACAUAUGCGUCUGUAAUAGGGACCAUUUCGUUAUUGGCAUGUGAUAUAUGUAAACGAUUGUACUACUGCAUAUAUGUACAUUAAUAAUAUAUGUAUAUGUAUACAAAUAAAUGUUGUUGACGAA